Molecule: messenger RNA, 3543 nt
Organism: Drosophila albomicans
Lineage: Eukaryota; Metazoa; Arthropoda; Insecta; Diptera; Drosophilidae
Gene: dpr4
Product: limbic system-associated membrane protein
Exons: 6
Coding region: 1041-2006 (321 amino acids)
Biological process (GO): synapse organization
Cellular component (GO): neuron projection membrane
Source: RefSeq, a predicted model, not a curated record
UCCUGCCGCAAGGAUGCAUGUGUGCGCACAGCGAUUGCAUUUAAUGCUUACUACUAACAUUGUGCCACAUUGAAAAUAAAACAGCUUAAAAAAAAUAUACCCGAAAAUAAAAAAGAAAAACAACGGCUAUUUAAUAACUGAAUCCCAGUCAAGAGCAGCAGCAACAACAGCGCACGGCUCACGUACGAGACGGAUACAUAAAAAUGCGACGCUCUGACUCUGACUGUGUGUGAGUGACAGUGUGGAUGUGAACGUGAAUGCGAACGUGGAUGUGGACGUGGACGUUAAUGUGGCAGUGGCAGUGAGUGUGUAGUGUAGUGCUUAUGUGGCAUACCUAUAGAGCUGUACCUAAUGUGCCCAUGCAUACAUAUACAUACAUAAAAAUAAUAUAAUACAAAGGCACCGUAGUCGUUGUCGUUGUUGCCUUUGUUGCUGUCGUUGCCGUUGUUGUCGUUGUUGUCCUUGUUGUUGUUGUUAUCGUCGUCGCGUUCUUCUCCCCGUCGCUCCCUCUACCGUAUAUCCGUGUUCAUUCUCGUUGCCGUUGCCGUUGCCGUUGUCGCUUUCGUAGUCGCUGUCGUUGGUCGAGUGCUAAACGGAAAUAUUUGGUAGUCCAGGUUAUUACCUUCAACGAACAAAAAACAUAGAGAGCAUGGAGAACGGAAAAGCAACAAUGGAAUCCAAAAUAAGCGACAAUUGAAGCGAGAAAUGUGUGCACACAUAAAUGUAGAGUUUCCAUUAAUUAUUCCGCAUUGCGCAAUCGAUUGUCAAAUAAAUCAACUCUGAACAAAAACCCACAACCCACUGAAAGCGUAGAAAAAGCCAAUUGAAUUGGCUCAAUAUGGCGACAGGACACAAAGCGUGCGAGGAAUACACAUAGUAUGCUGCCAUAAGACAGGUGCUAUCUUUGGAACGCGAAACUAAGCUAAGCCCCAAGGAUGUCCAUCCAUGCUGUGCAUGCAUAGGAGACGCCUUAGAAAACAAACAUAUAAACAUACAAAGGAAAGCCAGCUGGCAGUUCAUCGAUCAACUUGGAAGGAAACAUGACGACGACGACGCCAUCGACAACGAUGAAGUACUCGAGGCCUCCACUAAAAGUGCUUUGGCUAAUACAACUGUGGCUGCUAUUACUAUUCGAAAGCGGCUUGGUCAUCAGCGAAGUGCCUCCACAUUACUGGGAAACACCAUACUCUCAGCCCUACUUUGACAACUCCUCCCGACGCGAGGUCACGGCAACCGUCGGCCAAGCGGCCCUGCUGCAUUGCCGCGUGCGGAAUCUGGGCGACCGGGCGGUGUCCUGGAUACGCAAGCGGGACCUGCAUAUCCUCACAGUCGGUAUACUCACCUAUACGAAUGAUCAGCGCUUUCAGUCGCUGCACUCCGAAGGCUCCGAUGAGUGGACGUUGCGCAUAUCUUCGCCACAGCCUCGGGAUUCUGGUACCUAUGAGUGCCAGGUGUCUACUGAGCCAAAAAUCAGUCAAGGCUUUCGUCUGAAUGUUGUCGUGUCGCGUGCUAAAAUUCUUGGCAAUGCGGAGCUGUUCAUCAAGAGCGGCAGCGACAUUAAUCUCACCUGCCUGGCAAUGCAGUCGCCGGUGCCACCAUCGUUUAUCUACUGGUACAAAGGCAAGCGGGUCAUGAAUUAUUCGCAGCGCGGCGGCAUUAAUGUCAUCACGGAGCGCUCGACGCGGACCAGCAAGUUGCUGAUAGCCAAGGCCACGUCGGCGGAUUCCGGCAACUACACGUGCUCGCCAAGUAGCUCAGACUCCGCCUCGGUGGUGGUGCAUGUCAUAAAUGGCGAGCAUCCGGCCGCCAUGCAACACGGCAACAGCAGCGCCAGCUCCUUGCGAUGGAGACCCGUGCCUUUACUUGCCAUCACCACGACGACGACGACAGCUGCGUUCGCUGUCACUUGGAACUGGAACUGGAGCAGUGGCGGUUUGUUUGUAACAUGGUUACCCGCGGCGCUUGCCAACUCCUGGAGACGGCACUGGAGCACGAGUUGGAGCUGAUGUUGCGGCAGGCUCAAGCUCAAGCUGAAUGACAGCCCCGGCCUAGUUGGGGCGGUUGCAAAUACUCGUAUCUUCUGUUUAGCGUUAAUGAUGAUGAUAAUGAUGGUGUUGACGAUGAUGACGAUGCAUUUAAUGUGUGUGUAUGUGUUUUAAAAGUAUAUAGUUGAGAAUAGAGAAUGCGAUUAAAAUAAUAAUGAUAAACUGUGGUGUACAUAAUGCAAGUCCUUUAACGAGUAUUAUCUUUAAGAAUAUUCAACAUAAGAGCAUUCCAAUGCCAGCCAUGCUGACUAAAAGAAAGUAUUAAGAUGGAAACUUUUUAAAACGAACCUAAACUAAGAUUACACUCAUAUAUAAAAACAAAAACAAACAACAACAACAACAAAAUAUCAAAGCAAACGAAUACGAAAAAAAACGAGAGUAAAACUAACGAAAACUUUACAACUUUUCCUUUUCGCAAUCCACUUUUCUUUAUUAAAUUUCGUUCAAGCUGAAAAGCAUUUACCACAUUAUUCCGUCAAUUUGUUUGUGGGAUUAAUAAAUUAAAUAUGUCGAUAUACACAAGUUUAUUUAUCAUAGAAAUUCAUUGAAGCAACAUUUUUUAACCGACAAGAAGACAAGAACAACAGCAACAGCAACAGCAGAAAAAAGUUAAAAAUAAAUAAACUUUUCCGCACGUGCCGCAAAGUAUGCAAUAUAAAAGUUUGUGAAAUUGAGUUGAAAGCGUUUUCGACUAGAGCCCUUGUGCUUUGUUCCGAUCCGUUCUGUUGUUUUUUUUUUUUUUUUUGCUGUUGACAAACUCAUUUGUAAUUCUUUCGUCCCCAUAUUUGACAUGCACAUAAUACAUACAUGUAUGUAUAUGUUUGUGUAUGAAUUGGAUAUGGUUAUACACACUCAACUAUAGAGUCCAGCCAAAUUACAUAGUUUGCUAUUUAAUUUUCAGUUUACAUUUAGGCAUAAACCAAAAUUAAUAAUAGAAUAACAAGAAUAAUGAAAUGUGCGGCGUGCUACUGUGUAUAUAUUAUGAAUAUGUAUAUGUUGUUUUCGCUUGCCUCAUUCAUUAUUUAAACAAAAUAAAUACCUUUUAAUAAGCACACACAUACUCUCACUCACACACUCACACACACACAUACAUAUACAUACACAUGCGAAAAAAGAGCAACAAUAACACUAACAAGACAAGCAUGCAACUGUUUUACCGAUUCUAAAAACCAAUUAUAAAUAUUUAACAAAAUUCUGUGUAUAAUGAAUAAGUUCGUAUCUGGUUGUCUGCCAUAAAAUUCUCCGUAGUCAGUCCAUCAUCGUGUAAAAUAUUGGUUAUAUACAUACAUACAUAUAUGGAUAUAUUAUAUUAAUUAAUAAUUGUAAAUUUAGCGCUCGAUUUUAAGCGGUCUUGAUAAGACUUUUAAGCGAUAAGUAUAAUGCCCAAGUUGACAACAUUCAAAUCAUAUAAAAAUACAAAAGAUACGACAAAAAUACAAAAACCAACAAUGUUUUCUGUUUUAAAACAAAAAAAUGACAAAUGUUUCUCCAUAAUAAA